CGCCAUCUGAUGCGGGGGUGGGCGAGGUGGCCCAUUUAUUUGUCGAGACCCGAGAUUAUCUGGAAUGCGGGACCAACUGCGCUGACAUCAGAGUUGCUGUUAUGCAGGAUUUCACCUCUGACCGGAUACAGCAUAUCUCGCGCAUGCAUAUCGCAAAAGUUUCCGCAACUGCCAUUCCAUCACCAUCUCAUAAAGCGCCCCACCAUUCCAUUCGCAAUUCACAUCUCUUUUCAUCCACCACUUUUCUCCCCCCCGCAUCCACCAUGCCGGAGACCUACGCCGCUGAAACAAAGAGCAUCAGCAAGGCCGAGGACGGUGGCUAUGAAGGAGAUAACAGGGACUCGACGGACGCCUUCACCGCUCUCGUCCACAGGGAGGAGGAUCACGAUAUCAAGUACAGAACAUUAAGUUGGCAGAAGGCUGCGAUCCUUCUCUUUGGCGAAUAUGUCUGUCUUGCCAUCCUUGCGCUGGCGUGGAGUUGGAGUGUGCUCGGCUGGGUCUGUGGCUUCUUCAUCACUUUUGGUCUCGGUAUCGUUACUUGGUAUACAAGUUAUGUCUUGUGGCAGUUCUGCAUGAGACAUCCCGAAGCUCGCGAUAUCUGUGACAUUGCUGCGAUCCUUUUCCCCGCCAUCCCCAGAAUCGCUUUUGAGGCUGCCGCGGUCAUGCUUUUGCUCAAUAACAUCUUCCUUGUCGGAUUCCACGCCUUUACUGGUGCCAAGAUUCUCAACACUCUGAGUAACGAUGGUGCUUGUACCGUCGUCUUCCAGGCUGUGACUGCCAUUAUCGGUAUCAUCGUCUCCCUCCCCCGAACCCUCAACCAUGUGUCCACCCUGUCCAUCAUCUCUGCUGCAGCUAUGGCCAUCGCCAUCCUCCUCUCUCUUAUCUAUGCUGGUAUCGAGGAUGCGCCUUACUAUGGCUACGGUGGCAACUACCCCGAGUUGGGCGAAGUCACGACCUCUAUCGGUCUUCCCGAUGGUGGACCCGGUUUCGUCGCCGGUCUGAACGCUGUGCUCAACAUCACUUUCCUCUGGAUCGGGCAGCUGCUCUACCCCUCCUUCAUCGCCGAGAUGAAGCGUCCCCAAGACUUCCCCAAGGCCCUCGCCGCAUUGACCAUCAUGGAGCUCAUCCUCUUCACCAUCACCGCCGCCGUCGGCUACCACUUCCUCGGCCAGUACGCCACCGCCCCCGUCAUCGGCUCCCUCGCCAACCCCGACCACAAAAAGUCUGCAUUCGCCUUUGUCCUCGUGCCCACCGUCAUCAUCGGCGGCAUCUACGCGCACGUCGCUGCCAAAUUCGUGUUCAACCGUAUCCUCGGCAAGUCCCGACACUCUUACUCGCACUCCUUCAUCGGAUGGGGCACCUGGAUAGCGCUCAUCGUGCUCAUCUGGGGUAUCGGCUUCAUCCUCGGGAACGUCAUCCCCAGUAUGGGCGAUUUCCUCGGUAUCAUGUCUGCGGCCUUUGACUCGUUCUUUGGGUUCAUCUUUUGGGCUGUGGCGUAUUGGCACAUGAACAAGACUAGGUUGUGGGCAAACUGGAAGAUGACGACGAUGACGAUCAUCAACAUCUUGAUCCUCAUUCUUGGUCUGUUCAUGCUUGGUCCUGGGCUGUACACCAGUGUCGAUGCUAUCAUUGACGACUACGCUACAAGUGUCAGGCAACCGUUCACUUGUGCUUCCAACGCGUUGUAAUACCAUCCUCAUCUAUCAUUUGUCAAUCAUCAUUUCUCAUCAUCUCGAUCUCUAUCUUUGCUAUAUUCUAUCUUUGUUCGCAACCCUUUGUUUCGUUAGGCUUAUAACUCUUUCCCUCCAUCCACCUUGUUUCGACACAUCAUUAGUUUAGAGCUGUAGAUGAUAGCUACAGACGUUUUUGUUCCUUUUUCCUGGUUAUUGGGUUGUCCUCAUGCAUCAGCCUUCUUGGCAUACGCGAUGCGGUGCCGCAUUCACCUCUCCAUGAUAUGACAGAUAUGUACACUUCUACAAGGUUAAUUGACGAAAGACGAGUGCCAAGCCUCGACUAACGCGCAUCCGCGCACAGAAUGAUAGUUCCUG
Molecule: messenger RNA, 2048 nt
Organism: Cryptococcus amylolentus CBS 6039
Lineage: Eukaryota; Fungi; Basidiomycota; Tremellomycetes; Tremellales; Cryptococcaceae
Exons: 8
Coding region: 102-1688 (528 amino acids)
Biological process (GO): amino acid transmembrane transport
Cellular component (GO): vacuolar membrane
Molecular function (GO): amino acid transmembrane transporter activity
Source: RefSeq, a predicted model, not a curated record